CAAUCAGGGAGGACCACCGUGAUACUCCCUCGUCAUCUCUUUGCUUCUUUCCUCUCUUCAUCCAUCAACAUCAAUCUAUAUCAUCCCAUCUUCCACUGUCCUGGAGAAAAGGAAAAGCACUACCACUCUUCUCAUUAGGUCAGAAACACAGUUCUUCUGUAGUCACACACUCAUAUUCGUUGAUUAGAAAAGUUUAUUGUUGCACUAUUGGGACAUUGUAGAGGGAUCCAGUUCGCUGGCGAUGGCAGCGGCGGCCCGCAGGCGCCAUGGCAACAUGCCCCAAAGGCGGGCGACUUUGUUGCCGCGGGGAUUCCAGCGCUCCAUGGCCAAACGGGUAACAUCGACCGCAACGGAGAGACAGCCCACUGGGAAGACUGAGACUACUGGCCCAAACCUGGUAACCACAACAGGUGCACCGAGGCAGACAACACAGCAGCCUGGCACUAUUCAGCCCUGUGGGAUAGAAAUGGGGCCAGGUUGGACAUUUAUCUGCAAAGCCAAGAUGUCCCCCUCAUCCCCUCAGCAGCGUCAAAAUCACCCUGACACAACCAUCGCUCCUUUGACAGUCUGUCAGACAGAGCCCGACAUACAGAGUUCUCAUGUAUGGGUCCAUAGUGGGAAGAACAGAGAGGCUGAUGGGAAUAACAGAACCAUAGCAGCUUCACUGGAGAGAAUCAGGAUCCAUCCAGAGUCCCAGAGGAUUUUGGGCAGUUCCUGUGUAGCCACUGUGCGUCUGGAGCGUCUGACGAUCAAACUUGACCCCGGACAGUCAGUUGCCCUGUCAAUGGUACCGCCACUGGUGUCUUUGGUGUCACUGUUACGCCAACCACACUCAGAGUUGCUGACGGAGGACGCUGCGGCGCCUCUGCCGGCAGUCAUUACCCCAGAGGAGCAUGUCCAACAGACAGGGUCCAGUCUGGAUUUCCAGCAGAGUUCAGCAAGCAGAGAAGAGUCAUCUGGAUCAGAACCAGGGGCCUCUGGGAUGGAGCCAACACAAAUACAGGGGCCCCUUUGGACUGAACCACCACACCUUCAGGAGAGACCUGCACUCCCAUCGCCCCCUAUAGGACAAGCACCAGAAUCAGAUCUAGUACUCGACUUGGAAUCUGAAUCGGAGUCUGAAUUGGUUCCAGAUCUGAAAUCUGGCUCAGAUUCACUGGAAAUAGAAUCAGACCUGGAGCCAAAGUCAGAACUGAAUCAGCCAAUGGAGUUAGAUCCAAAGUUGGAGUCAGAAACAAAACUGGAAUCUGAUUGGGUGCCAGCAGAUGGGGAGAACAGUGAGGGGGCUCAUGUGGGGCAGUGCGCAUCUAUCGAUGGGUCUAUAGUGUCCCAGGAGCAGCCUGAGAACGAGAAAGGGGCAGCAGGGAUGGAGAGUGAGGAUUUCUGUGCGGUGUGCUUCACUGGGGGCGACUUGCUGUGCUGCGAUGGCUGCCCUAAGGUCUACCACCUCUCCUGCCACAUACCACCCCUCCGAAGCUCCCCACUGGGCGACUGGGUGUGCACAUUGUGCCGGAGUGACCAAGAACCUGGGGUGGGCUAUGACUGUGAGACCAUACAUCCCUCGACAGACCACCAGGGGGCAGGCACACCAUACACACUGUCCAGCAUGGACCAAAGAAGGUGUGAGAAGCUGACUCUUCUGUUGUCCAGCCACAUCCUCAGUGCUCCAUUCCAGGAGCCUGUCAGCCCACUGGCUCGUCAUUACUACCAGAUCAUUAAGAGGCCGAUGGACCUAUCAGUGAUCAGGAGGAAGCUGGACCAGAGGAACACUCUUCACUACUUCACAGCCCAGCAGUUUGUGGACGACGUCCUACUCAUGUUCAGGAACUGUGCAACUUUCAAUUAUCCGGAUUCUGAGGUCGCCAACGCAGGUCGUAACCUGGAGGUGUUCUUCCUGUCCAAGCUGAGGGAGGUGUUUCCCAGCCAAGCCUUCCCCACGCUGACCCAGGACAGAGCGAAAAGGAACAGUCUUGCUUGGCUGAACAGGAAAAGGAGGGACUACCACAGGAAGAAGAAACGAGGUCACUUCCUUGACUUCUGAAGUGGUCUGGUGUAAUGUUGUAUGGUGACAAAACAUCUCACAUAGUUGUAUAUUUUUAAUAUUAAUUAAACCUUAGUCUGGCUAUAUAUAAAUACAUUAUUUUAUAAUCAAGGAAUGUAGACAUAUGGGAACUUUUGAUUCAUAAUUUGUGUUUUACAGUCUUGUCAAAUUUGAAGUGAUUAAAUGCCAAUUGAAUCCAUCGAUGGAUCUUUUGUUAAACCAUCAAUACUGAUAACAUCACGCACACAGUGAUCUUAAUAGCAACCAUUAUUGGCCACCGAUUUUGGCUGCGGAUGUCGGAGUUUACUCUUAGUCCUGAUUGCUGCCUUCAUUUUUCAUGACUAUUUCACCUUCCGCUGGUUUUAUCAUCAGACAAAUGGAAUCCUGCUAUUAUAGCAAUUUAUCUAUUUGACAAUCAUUCCUUACAACUGAAAUAAACUUAAUUUUCCUAGUUUACCACUUGGUUGAAGAUGGGAAGGUUACGACAACGACGUCAACAAUAAUGUGGAGGUUCUACCACUCUGAAUCAACCAUGGGACCAGCUAAAGAGUUGUAGCUACGCUGCCUAGGCAGCAAAAAGACCACAACCAUCUAGCCAGCUAGCUAAUGGUAGCAUAUAAGAUCAGUUGCGUCUAUUCAUGGCUGCCAAGGGAAGCCAGGUUUCCCCCCAAAAUUGACAAAAAACAAAAACAAAAAAAAGCAUUAAUGAAUUGACCUUUCGUCUCUGUGUUUCAUCAUUUUCCUUCAAUUCGCAAGAGACUGAAUGUAUCUCACCAGAGAAGCAUCCGAUCGAGUGAAACAGCACCUCUCUGUAUGUGUAGCCCAUCUAUCUGAUGCUGUCUGGUCAAAAAUAGUAUGAUAUUUUUGCUGCCCGUAGCAUUGAAUGCAUGGGAAGCCAGCACACAUUUAGCCUCCCUUGAUAUUUUUUAAAAUACAAUAAUAUCUAAUCAGCGUUGAGCUAAACUGAGUAAGCUCAACUGUGAAUGGUCCUGGCACACCACAUUUUUAAGUGUCAAGGGAAGCCAGUUUGAAUUUGGCUUCACACCAAUCACAUCAAGCCAAACAUAAUUUAUCAGAAAAUAAAUUGAAUUGUUGCAUCUCAUUGAGUUGAUUACCUCUGGUGGCUAGCUAGCUAGCUAAAAUUGUUCCUUUCCUAAAUUAGCCAUUGACAGAGAGAGGGAUUUGGACUUGUGGUUUUACUUAAUUAUCCGUACUGACCAAUGAUUAUAAUAGCGAUUCUGAUCCAACCAUAAAUUCAUACAUUCUGCCUCUGGCCUGAGAGAAUGGAAGUUCAAUAUGUAGCUAGAUGUAACAGUAGUAGGCGAAUGUUAACUAGCUGUCUAAUUGUUGUCCAUGAAAGGAAGUUAGGCUAGCCAGCAAGCAUUUUGGCCAGGUAGCCUAGGACAACAAAAACUAAAAGUGUGUACUGUAUGCCAGAGUCAUAAAACAUUUUGUUAACAUAAAAGAGUGGAGGAUGGCAUUGGCCGUAGGGUGAGUUAACAUGUUUUUUCCACUUAUGCACACACACACAGGAAUCAGUACCAUGGACAGCCAUAUUGUAGUUAGCUAACGUUGUUUGGACUAAAUUGUUUUUGGAAUCUUUUAGUUGUUACUGUAUUAGUAGACUAAGUAUAGGUGAAUUGAUGAUGUUGAAAUGGUGUUGGAACAGUGGAGGCAGUUGCGGUUUUCUUUGCAACUUGCAGUAACUCUCGGGUGUUCUAAAUCAAGUUGUUUAGUAGUCCAAAAAUGUCAGAAACAUUAACUUGCUUGACCAUGCUGUUGGUCAUGUAACUGUCUGUUACAUGCAGUGGUGUAAAGAACUUACAGUAAGUAAAACUACUUUAAAGUACUACUUAAGUAGAUU
Messenger RNA from Oncorhynchus gorbuscha (pink salmon), 3905 nucleotides. RefSeq names its product tripartite motif-containing protein 66-like. NCBI's taxonomy places the organism in Eukaryota, Metazoa, Chordata, Actinopteri, Salmoniformes, Salmonidae. Bases 242 to 2041 code for a protein of 599 amino acids. The record is from RefSeq and is a predicted model, not a curated record. Gene Ontology annotation, molecular function: protein binding. The transcript has 10 exons.